Messenger RNA from Ciona intestinalis (vase tunicate), 1903 nucleotides. NCBI's taxonomy places the organism in Eukaryota, Metazoa, Chordata, Ascidiacea, Phlebobranchia, Cionidae. The record is from RefSeq and is a predicted model, not a curated record.
UUUACUUCAUUAUUGCUAACGUCCAAUAAACACAAGCAGAGUUGCGGCUAAUUUGUGGAACGUAAGCUGUAUACUGAUAGAAUAUGAAGGGAAAGGGGUUUCUUAUUCUGUUUGUUCUUUUGUUUCUGGUUAUUCAGGGGGAAGCGUGGAGAAGGAGGCGUCGACGCCGUCGAGCUUGUACGGCUGUUAAUUGUGCCUGGAGACUUGGUACUUGCAGUACUACGUGUGGACCCGGGACAAAAACAUAUGUUAAAACAAGAGUAAACUCGUGUGGCGGCUCAUGUGUUCAACCUGCAGCAGUGGCUUGUAACCUUAGGGCGUGCCCAAUUAAUUGCGUGACAUCCGCGUGGUCAUCGUGGGGUACGUGUUCAAAGACAUGCGGAGCGGGAGGUGUAGAAAUUCGUACAAGGACUGUCACGACCGCUGCCCAACAUGGUGGCACUGCAUGCCCGUCACUAACGGAAUCAAAAGCUUGCAACCAAGUUUGUAUGAACAACGGGACAUUUACUGGCGGAAGAUGUGUUUGUGUUGGUAGUUAUACUGGUACUUGCUGUCAAACACCACCUCCAGUUCAUUGCGCCAUGUCCGCUUGGUCGACUUGGGGAACGUGUUCGAAGACAUGCGGGGCUGGAGGUGUGGCAGUUCGUACAAGGUCGGUUGUCACGCAUUCUCAACACGGAGGAAGAAACUGUACGGGUGCACUUAGGGAAACGAAAUCCUGCAACGAAAUCUGUUUAAAUAGUGGCAACUUCACUUCAAAUGUUGUCAACAACGUCACUCAUUCCUCUUGUAAAUGCCAUGCAGGAUAUGCUGGAGCAUGUUGUCAAAGGAAGGUACCAGUACAUUGCGUCACAUCCGCCUGGUCGGCAUGGAGCAAUUGUUCAAAGACAUGUGGAGGGGGCGAAUCGUUUCGAACCAGAUCAAUUGUCACGCCUCAUAAACAUAACGGCACAGUGUGUCCAGCACUUCGGGAAACCAAAGCUUGCAAUAUGAUUUGUUACAACGGUGGAAAUUAUUCAACGAAUGGUUGCGUGUGUGUCGGUGGUCACAAUGGAAGUUGUUGCGAAAUCAAACCUUCUCCAGUUCAUUGCGUUUUGUCGACUUGGUCAUCAUGGAGCAACUGUUCAAAGACAUGCGGAGCAGGAGGUGUCAAAACUCGUACAAAGUCGGUUGUCACUGAAGCUUUAUAUGGCGGCAGAAAUUGUUCAGGCAAUCGUUCGGAGUCAAAACCCUGCAACCAUAUAUGCUACAACGGUGGCAACUACUCUUUGAUACAAACCCCUUACAAAAUUGGCCACGCUUGCAUUUGCCAUGGUGGUUACACAGGAUCUUGCUGCCAAGUUCCACCAGGAAUCAACAUCGAUUUAACAAUCAAUAUUUAUGAAACCAUCUAUGUGAUAUGGGAGCCUUACAAUCCAACUCACCACCGUUCUCACUCUUGUGGGGGAAUGGGAGCAGGAGGAGAGGGAGAAGAAGGAGAGGGAGAAGGAGGAGGAAUGAGAUGGGAUGAGGAUAAAGAAGAAACUGAACUUGAAUCUCUCAUUUAGAGAUCGAUGUGUAAGAGUUGCAAUCAAUGUAUUCGGAUAAAGACACCUUUCUUGAAAGAGUGAAAAUAAAAACAACUACUUUGUAAUUUACUUUCUAUUGAUUUUGUUUAUCUCUAAACAAUGACAUUAAAUAUGAGGUAUGUGAACAUGCCAGGUGUGUCUGAUGUAUAUGAAUACACACAUGUUAUAUUUUGACAUGACAUGUUAUAUAUUUAACAUGGUAUAUAUAAAUGAAAUGUUAUGUGGUACACAGGUUAUAUAUUUAACUUAAUAGGUUAUAAACAUUUAUACUUUAGCAAAUAUUUUUAUGCUUCGUUUUUAGCCAGCAAUAAAAGAAGGGAAGAUCAUUUCACCAC